AUUAAAUACGCAAGGGUCUUACGUCUUAUUAGAUUGUCAUGCGCUGCGCCCCGUGGGCGGCGGCGAGCGCGGAGCUGCUAGCGUCGCGGCGGAGGUGAAGGAAGGUGGAGUGGAGGCAGCGGCAGCCAGUGCGUCUGCUGUCUCUGUCGGAGUGACCGGACACACCUCUGUUGACCUAUUUUCUGAUUAUUGCAUUGAAACUUAACUAUUUAUACUUUAAGGGCGUAAAAGCGGACACCCCCGUUUCUCCUAUUAGUGCAAUUUAAAAUAAAAUAUAGCCUUUGCUUUGAACUAUUUCCGACGUAAAAACUGUGUUUUAUACAGUGCUUUUGUUUAUCCAUUUGAACAGUCAAAAUGCUGAUAUUAGUUUGACACAGACACCCUGGAGAAACAAUGCAUCAAGGGAGAGCUAAUAUGGCUCUCGUAAAAUCCGCUCCGGAGUUGGACUUGAUGCUGGUUUUCGGAUAACAGAAAGAUGGAAUCAGACCUUCCCCCAGGAUCCUGCAACUCUACUGGACAUUUGUCCACCAUUGGAUACCAUACCCUACCUGGCCGUAUGCACCACUCGGCUAGCACGCCGGCGGGGGUGGACGGCGCAGGAGGGGGCUCGCGGACUCCCCCCGCUACUCCGAAGAAGGGCGGCAAGAUGCUGGCGGUCAGGGUGCAGAUGUUAGACGACACAAUAUCCAUGUUUCAAAUACAGUCCAAGGCUGUGGGCCGUGUGCUGUUUGACCAAGUCUGCCGGCAGUUGCACUUGUUGGAAGCCGAUUAUUUUGGAUUAGAGUACCAAGAUGCAAAUGGAACACGGUACUGGUUGGACGUGGAGAAGCCGAUGUGCCGGCAGCUGGGGCUGUCGAUGCUGGAGCCCACGCUGCGGUUCUGCGUCAAGUUCUACACGCCGGACCCCGCGCGCCUCGAGGAGGAGUUCACCCGGUACCUGUUCUGCCUGCAAGUGAAGCGCGACUUGGCGCAGGGGUGCAUACAGUGUAAUGAGAACACGGCCGCUCUGCUGGCUAGUUACAUUGUUCAAGCUGAGUGCGGAGACUUCGUGCCUGAAGAUUAUCCCGACCACACAUACCUUAGCGGAUACAAAUUCUUUCCCGGACAAGACUCUGAAUCUGAGAGACGAAUUAUGGAAAACCACAAAAAGCAUUCCGGACAAAGUCCUGCGGAAGCUGACAUGAACUUAUUAGAGACUGCGCGAAGGUGUGAAUUAUAUGGCGUCAAGAUGCACCCAGCCAAAGACCACGAGGCAGUGCCGCUAAAUUUGGCAGUGGCGCACUUAGGCAUUCUAGUAUUCCAGAACUUUACCAAGAUCAACACCUUCAGUUGGGCUAAAAUAAGGAAAAUAUCUUUCAAAAGAAAAAAGUUCCUUAUCAAAUUGCAUCCUGAGGGUUACGGAUAUCACCGCGAUAUCGUCGAGUUCUUCUUCGAGGGCCGCAACGAGUGCAAGAACUUUUGGAAGAAGUGCGUGGAAAACCACGGGUUCUUUCGCUGUUCCAGCGUGCCGCGCAUUCAGAGACACAAGACGCGCGUCAUGUCCAGAGGAUCCUCGUUUAGGUAUAGCGGCAAAACCCAGAAGCAAAUUGUUGAAUUUGUCAGAGACAACUAUGUGAAAAGACAGACUUUCCAAAGGUCGGGCUCGUUCCGAGCGUCGCGCUCGCUGCGCUCCUCGCGCGGCAACGUGUCUCAGGCGCCCGCGCAGGGCACGCUGAACGCGAGCGUGUCGGCCCAUCCGCUGCUGCCGCUGCCGCCUGGCUCUGACGCGAUUUCCCUGGAGUGGGACAAGCAACCUCACUACCUGGAGGCUUCUCUGAUGAUGAAGGGCUACACGGCGGAGGAGGCAGCGCAGGCGGCGCGGCGCACUCGGCGACCUUCGGAGGGCGCGCCUCGCCCGCUGCUCACAGCUACCGCCUAUGCCGCCACGAGGGACAAGCUAUCAAAACUGUACUGCAAGCAAAUCGGGGCUCCCGAACUAGUGACACGUGCAGAGGUCAAUCAUCAUCCUACGGAGGAUUCGCCUCUGCCUCUUCGGACGACGACACCGUUGGUUUCUCCGGAGAGUAUAUGGAGCCAGGCGAGUUCGUGUCGCGCGAAUGGUCGCGCACGCGCACCCACUCCGCCACCUCGUGCCCCGCGCCCUGCAGCAGGUCAGAGUCCUCCGCCGGCCACGGCCAUGCUCACGCACACUCACACUGCCACCCGCCCUGCCACCGUCUGUCCCGCCUCCCUCUCCCCGGACCCUAGCCCUUAUCCAGAGUUUCUCCUCGCUAAACAGUCUUCCAGCUUUAAAAAAUCCUCAGAGAGGCUCGAGUAUGAGCUGUCGCAGUCUAAUAUAUACUCGACCUGCCCCUCUACACGGUCUAGCCGAUCGGGCGGGUCGCUCCUCAUCGAGGAAGUGGACGAUGGCUUGCGCGCCAGACUAGUAUGGCGUCGUAGUGCUAGCUGCCGUAACCUACGCGACUUUAGCUUCGACGACGCUGGCCGUGCGAAACGCAGAGCAAAUAAACAGACACGAGACACUCGUAGCAUGUUUGCCGAUUUAGAUUCUUACUAUCCGGUAGGAGACCGUUGUGUAGAUUCGCCUAUCACGCGGUACGACGACGCUCGUACAUUAGCUUUUGUUCUUGGAAAUCAAAGUUCUAUAGAAUUACAGAGGGAAAUGAUAGGCAGAACUUAUUCUUCUAGUUUUCCAGGGGCGACUAGUGAGCCUAGGUUGGAUUUACCAACGUUUGUUCGCAGUGGGUCUCAGGAUGAUAUUUCACACGACAGUUACGAAUUGAUUGAAAGAUCCGACGAUGAGUGCUCAGAGAACCGUCGUUACGCGAGAGUGCUGCCUCGUUCCGUGGCGCACACUCGUUCAUGCUCUUUGGAUUCAGGUAACGACCUUCCUUCAGACGAUGAAUCACUGUCUCACUUAUCGGAAGUCGACGACCAGGACAUGAAUAUUAACUUGAACAGCGUUAAGUACAAAAGUGACAAUGAUCUACCGCUUGAUCCAUUCCUUCUAGAUGAUCCACGAAUUUUGCCCCGGGAAAAACUUUCCGUUCGAUCUGAUGGCUGCUUUUAUAAAGAAAUAAAGAGAGUUCUUGGUUCCAGAGCUUCGAGCCAAGAAUCUAAAAGUGACUUUGGUGAAAAAAUAUCUAAAAGUAGCGCAGAGUCAAGUAAAAAAUCUCGAGAUAGUGUAUAUCACACUGAUAGCAAGAAGUCGCGGGAAACGUUGAAGAGCAAAAGUUCUGAUAGAUCGGGCUCGAGGACUUCGAGUCAAGAUUCAAAGUCUGACUACUACGACUGUAAAAAGAACUUAUACGAUACUGAAAAUGAUGUCAAUAUCAGAAGGCGUAGUGCCACUAGUAUACAGAAUGUAUACAUAGAUCCUUUUGAACCUAUAUCGCCAUCGUCUAGUCCUGACUCUAAUAAAGAUUUUUAUGAUACUCAAUCUACUUUUAUCGAAAUGGAAAAACUAGAGUAUAGGGAUAAGAUGCUUUUCGAUAAGUCGCAUGAAGACUUAAUCGCAAACUUGUCAGAUGCUCCCAAUUUGUAUCACAUCCCUACCCCGUACUCUACAUUUCCAAGUAAUAAUAAACACCGAGAACAUAGUCCUAUGCAUUCUGCAAGUCUUCAGAAUGUGGAAUUAGAUCAGUACAUUCAUUAUUCGGAUGUGAGUCCUCCUAAAAAAACGGACGAUUUCUCGACAGAAGAAGAAGAUAUGCCUCCUCAAACUACUCAUAUAUGGCCUGAAAAAAUUGUUGGCUUGGACACUGAAGUCGAUAGCAGUAGAGCGUCAAAAAUACAGAGCUACCAGCGUCGCCGGUCUUCUGAAACUGUAUUUAGCUUCGAUAAAGAGAAAAUAGAGUCAUUGACUAGUUCACUUAGUAAAGAUUCAAACACUUCGCACCUUGUGAAGGAAUCAUCCAACGAAUCUGAUGUAAACGUACGUAUACUGCCCGCUAUGGAUAGUAUUGAAUAUGCGAAAAAUAAAGCUAAAACUGCCGCCAUUCAACCGGGAACUUCGUCUAUCUUGCAAUCUGAGUUUGAUAAAUCAAUGCGGGGAAGAGUUCACACGCACAUGGUAAGGAAAGAAAAUUUGAAAGAAGAACUUAUGGCUAAAACGCAUUUUGACGAAUACAAUCCUAAGUUGAUCCUUGAAACUAGUUCAAGCAGCCGUUUGGCAGAUACGUCUAUCCCAUAUACGCAUCCAACUGUAGAACGGACUAAAAGUGAUCCAAAUAGCCUCGCUAAUAGGCCUAGGUUUAGUAGUGUAAACUCUCGAAGACAUGUUUUGAUGCACCAGAAAUCUAUUGAUUUAACACCUGCUGAAUCUAGCGAUGAAGAUUAUAUAUUCCGUCAAAUACCAAGCGCUCCACCCAUUGCAACAAAGCGCUCACAUUUCGAACUGCCCUCAAGAAUCCCGGAUCACGGACGUCCACCAUUUGAUUUGCCAAAAAAUUAUUUUAAAGAAUUUGACGCCUUUAAAGCUGGUUUUAAAGAUAACAAAAAAAUUCCUGAUGACGGUUACGACAUACCAUAUGUACUACAUAAAAGACAUGUUAUGAACGGAACAGCUCCGUCCCCAUUAGAAGACAAGAGACAACCUCCUGAUAUUAUAAUGCUGCCGCCGCAAAAUGGACGUCACAUUCUUAAUGCGCAUGCUAGGUGCAAGUACCACGAUCAUCCCAAGUCACCACGUUCACCGAAAUCACCAAAGUCACCGAAGUCUCCGAAAUCGCCAAAGUCUCCAAAGUCUCCAAAGUCUCCUAAAUCCCCUAAAUCUCCAAAAUCACCCAGAAACAGCAUUCAAGUCGAUCACGCAUCAAAAUUUUUAGAAGUUGAGAAUCGAGACUUUUUGUUUACUCAAAAUAUUGAUUUGUCCAAGGUAGACCCAGUUACAUUAGAAGUAGAUAAGAGUGGGCAACUGCAGCAUCUGCCAAGUCCUAAAAGGGAUAUAUCUAAACAUUUGGAUCCGGCACUUCUAGAAACUUUAAACUCAAAGUUGAGUCAGAUCGAAAGUGAUUCUGCUACUAGUUCCAAAACCGACAGUAUACGGCAUGAAACACAAUAUUCUCAUGAUAUUAAGUUUGCAAUUAAUGGCCGUAAUGUCCAACAGCCUCCUAUUAGUAAGGAACCUAAACCGAUGUCAGCAGCUGAAAAACUACGCGCGGAUAUUAAAUCGAAAUCAGAUAAACUACCAUCUAAAAGAGGUCAAAAAGCUCGAGGAACUGGAAAAAAAGGAAGCUGUUGUAAAAUAAAAGGUAAAACUAAUAACAAAAUAAGGAUUACUUCCUUCUCCUCUGACGAUGAAAGUGUUGACUCGGAUGAUGUGUUUGGUACAACUGAAGCGGCACCUAAGCUUGAAUUUUCACCACCGCAAUCACGUAAAGAUCUCGAACCUAUCUUACAGCUUGAGUAUGAUAAAAUUACGUCAGGUGCUUGGCAUAGAGGGCAAACAAUGAGCUCUACUGAAAUAGAAGGUUCUCCACCUCAGUGUAGGAGAUUAGUUGAACUAGAGGCAAAGUACAACCCUCAAAUACUUGAGAGUAUUUCCGGAAAUGCUACAGAGUUACGAAGGAUUUCUGAACGGUCAAUUUCAAUUCCUAGUUCUGAGGACGAUAUAGCUAUUAAACCUCCAGAAGUUAAGCAACUUAGCAAAGAAAGUUCCACGUGGGAAUAUAAUGAAAAUAUCCCAUCGCCAAUAUUAGAAAGUACUGAAUUUCUGAAAAGUGACGAGGAACAUUUAGCUGACAUGGAAAUCCAAAAAGUGACAGGAAUACUUACCCCGUCCGAGGAAAAAAGCGAUCUUUCAAAAGAAACUAAAAUAGACUCAAAUAGACUUGAUAUCAAAAAAAGUUUACGCGAUGAAUUGAUUUCCCCUAUGCUUCGUAAAACCGGCGGCACUCCGAUUUUAUUUGCUCAUGCUAGGUUGAAUCUAUCCGAAGGUUCGGUUUUUACUUUACAGCGCCAAAAAGCUACCCAAGAUUCUCCAACUGUUAGCCGUAGAGCUAAGAGUUUAGAUACACCUGUUAUACAGUUGCAUAGAUUACCACCUAUGAAUGCAUUUUCGUCGAAAGAUGAUACAGUUGAAGACAUAAACGAAGAAGGAGAAAUAUUGGAAGAAAAACCUCUAAUUGAUGAUAAAAAUCAGAAAAUGUAUGCAAAAAUAGGCGAUAACAUAAGUAAAAUUGAGGAAGUUGAAGAAGAUCAGCCAUCUGAGACUCCAAAAGAUUUAAAAUCCAUAGUAAUUGACACUGAAGAGCUUCAGUUAUUGGACGAUUUGGUCGAACAACGUCGCCCACGCUCAUUCAAGAGAAGGUAUGAUAUGACUAAAUUGAAAUCGCAAAUUAAGUCUCCUAGCCGAUCACCGUUAAAUAGGUCGCCUUUGUCUAGGUCACCUAUAUCAAAAUCUCCAUCGAGGUCUCCGACAUCUUCGUUAAAUUCACCCAGAGGUAGCAUAAGAAAGUUAUCAGAUUUAAGUGAAGAUCAAAUAGUUCCAGAUAUAGAAAGAAUCAAAAGAAAAGAAAAGAAGAAAUUAACUUUAAAAUCUCGUCCCGAUGAAAAGCAGAAAAACAGCAAUAAAUUAAAUAAAGGUGGAUCUCUUGACACAAAUGCCACUAAAGUUAAGGCAUUACAAACUCAAAAGUCACUGCCAUCAUCUUUAAAGGAACGUCCAGAUUUUCUUACAGUACCACCUCUAGAUAUGGUACGAGCUAAAAGUCAAGAAUUGGAACAAAUGUCUAAGAAAACAAUGAAAGAGAAGUCAAAAUCUUUGGAGAAAAUGGAAGUGAGACGUGGAAGUAGCAAGGAAAGGACCAAGUCGCAAGAAGAAAGCGAUACAGAAAUAGCAAAACGUAAGGAAAAGCAACAAAUGUUAUUCGAAGCAGCUCUGAAGCAAACAAAAACACUCAUCAGCCCUGUAAAAGACACGAUGCCAGCAUUUCCUCCUCCUGAAGAUAAAAUCUUGGUUAAAACGGAGGGAGAUAAAAUUAUAAUAGAAACUAAAAUCAGUAGCAAGGCUGAAGAUCAUGUUUUUAUCGCUAAAUCCCCGAAAAAACUAGAUAACAAAUUGAGUGGGAAAAUUAGCCGUAGUUUUGAAGAUCCAAAGUCUUCGAAGGCUAGUAGUAAGAUGAACAAAAGCAUGGAUGACAAAUCCAGCCAAUCGCUAGAAGAUAAAUUUGAUGAUAUGGAGGAUUUACAAAAGUCACCGAAAACAUUAUCCAAAAAACAAGAAAUAAAGCAACAAAUUGAGGGCAAAGUUGUUUAUCAAAAAAUUCAAUCUAGUAUAAAAUCAAAGAGCUUAGAACGUAAAGUUGAUGUCCAUAUUGAUUCUAAAUUAAAAUCUAAAAGUCUCGACAGAAAUUAUGUUACGCCUCCGAUCAUAUCUGAGUUGUUACCUACAGCUGCAGAUCGAUACUUUAAACAGGAAGUUGUUAAAGUAGACGUUCAUCCUACCGUAAAAGAGGACAACACUGAGGAUAAAUAUGUGAAAACUGUAUCUCCGUCACAUAGUUACACGGAUAAAUCAGGUGAUUCCUCAAUUGAAUGGGUAACUAACUCGUCUAAUACUGUUUUAGAAAACGAUACUCAGACGGUAAUAAUGGAACGUAGAAAAAUAGAUAUAUACAAUAAACAAAGACAAACUGAAUUGCAUGGAAGUAAAGGUAAUCAAAAUGUCCAAAGCUUACUUGCCUCCGACAGGAAGCCUGAAGUAGCGCGUUUAACAAGCGAAGAAGAAUCACUUACUGAAGUCAGUGAAUUAAAGCUGUUCGAUGAAAGUCACGUGUUGGGAAUUUCUUUGCCUUACAUAGAUGCUGAUAGUUCUUCUGAUCAAGACCAAGCUUCGAAGAAAGAGCUUCAUAUGAAAUUUUCUCGUGGUAGAAGUGAUGAGGCUAAUUCCUGGGGAGGUAUGGAUUAUGAUGGCUUCACAGAAUCGACAGAGUUACCGUUGUCGGAUACGACUGUUAUGAAAAGACGCAAAAAAGGUUUAGACACGCAAGGUACUUUUGAUGAAUCCUCUGCAAGUCUAGUAGAGUUUUUGCGUCAAGAAUCACAAAUUUUGUCUGAAUCUGACACAGAUAAGGGUAUUACGGCGAGUAAAGAUAAACCAAAAUCUAUUGAUUUACCAUCUAAAUGGAAAAAUAAAAACAAAAUCAUCGUAACCCCUCCCCAAGAAAACAGCCCUACCUUGGAAAAUAUACCCUUUAUUGACUCAAAUACUUCAAAGUCCACAAAAAAACCUGAAUCUGGAGAACAUACUGGCAGCUCAGGGAGUACAAAUGAGGUAUCACCAACAGACCAAAAGGUUUUACUAACAGCGAAAUCGAGACGUAGUGAACUGUUGAAAUUAAGUGCUGAACGGUCUCGCAGCUCGGAGUCCACUAGUUGGACGAGCAUAGAAAAGGAUGUUAGCCCUUCUAGUGCUAACAUGAAAGGUAGCUCCAUAGACGAUGAGUCCAGUGUAAGUUGUUCUAUUGCUAGGCCAUUAGGCAUAUCUCAAGAUAUAGAGAAGUUAAACAAAAAAGAUAGAGAGUGCCUCGAAGAACUUAAGCAGUCAAUGGAGUAUGGAGAAGAACAUCUAGUUUCACAAUCUGUCUUAUCAAGCGAACAUUCAAAAUCAAAUUCUAAAUCUCCUUCUCCCAUUCCUGAAUUAAAUCGUAUUGAGAGUCCCCGAAGUCCAUCAAAAUUCAGUACUAGGAAAUCACCUACACCCACACUAGAAAAGCAAGGACCAGUGGAUUCACAAAAAGCUCCAACUGAUUCAGAUUCCAGUUCAGAAUCUGUUGAUAAAACCGUUGAACAGCUUUCAAGACCUAAUGUGAGAAAAACAGGCUUAGAUAAAAUAGGCAAAUGUGUUAUUGAAGAAUCUGAAUCUAGUCAAUCAGCUGCAUCUAAAGAUGUUAAAAAAGAUUUACCACGAACAAUAAAGAAAACGAAAAUUGCAAUCACUAUAUCUCAAGAAGACCAAAACACAACUAUUGAUUUUGAUGAUGAUGGGAAUGUUAUUACUUCCUCGUCUUUCGAAAGAGAACUUAUGAAGAAGAGGUCUCUUAAAGAUACUGACCGAAAAAGUUCUUCUAAAUCAAGUAUGGAUACAACUACUACCACAUCGAAAGGUUCCCUAAGUGUAGAUGAUUCCUCUUCGAGAAGAAAAGGACGCCUUGACGAGCAAAAAAGUUCCUCUAAAUCGAGCAUGGAUUCUAGAGGUUCACUAAGUGUUGAAUCCAGAGGAUCUUUUGAAACUACUGAAUCAACUUCAGGUUCUUUAGGUGAAGCGUAUAGGCGUGGCGAAGAAUUAAAGCCAACAUGGAGGCCAUUCUUUGGGGCUUCAGGGAGUGAAAAUAGUACAAGUAUAGAAGAAGCGUGGAUACCACAAGAUCAUGAAGGUUAUGAAAGCUUAACAUUAAAUAAAGAAGUCUUUGAGUUUAAUAGCCAACGGUCGGUCGAUGACUUUCAAACAUUUUCCAAGAAUGCGCCGUCAGCAAAUUCUUCUGAAUCGUUAGAAGUGCCAGGGGACAGGGGUGGGUUUUUUGAAACUGACUUUGCAGAUGACCUUAAUGAUUUUCCUGUUAACUUUUUAUACCCAGCUACUUCGUCUACAGCAACUGACGUUGUUAUUGGUUAUGGACAAAACUUUGGUCGCACUUUGUCUAGAAUAUCUGAACGUAGCACAGCUUCAGAAAAGACGAGUGCAGAUGAAGAUUCGACCAAGGCUUGUUCAAGAUCUGAAAGUAUUAAUGAAGAGUCUUUGAAUUCUAGUGACCAUCAAGCUAGUCUCAGUUCGGACCCACCUAGUAACGCUAAUGUAGCUUAUAUUUCGGAUACGGAUAGAAGAACUUCUGCUGAGAUGCCUGAUAUACCAAUAGAUCAGGGCAAAAUAAGUGAAAUGUAUUCAGAAUCUAAAAAAGACAUAGACAAGAAAACUAAGACCCCAAGUAAUCAGGAAUCCAAAGUCUUGCACGAAGACUUUCAAAAGAUUAGCGCGGACACUCGCACGGCUUCAUUAAAACAAUAUCCCCCCGGUGAAAGUCAAGACUCUGACGACUGGCCGUUACCUGAACUUCCACCUCAAGCAUCUAAAGCACCAGACGUUAACAGUACCAGAAGAUCGAGUGACUAUGAUCAAUGGCCCUCUCCGCCUUCAAGUUUAUUAGAGACUCCAAUUGUAGAAAAAGUCCAUAUAUAUUAUAUGAGUAACGAGCCUGAACAAGCUAUGAAGGUCACUAUUCAGCCUGAAAGUUCUAAAGGAAAUAUGCAAGGUUCUGAUGAUGAUAGUGAUACGCUAAACAAUGAUGAAGAUUAUGAAAAGGAUGGCCAAGAUGUCACAUCCGUGAAACAAGCACAGAAAAAAGGAGGUGGAAAUGUAAACAAAAGCAGUAAAAUUAUACCUUACGAACAGUCUGGAUACAUGGUUGAACCGUUAGAAAAACAAGACGAGACUGCUUACUUAAACAAGGGCGUGGUGCCCAAUUACGAUCAGUCGUGCUUGAGCGGAACGAUUAGUAAAGCUUCUUGUCUUAUUGGUGACAUGGGUUCAUGUUGUUCUCGCGCUGAACAUAAAUCUGUUGGCGUUAGGAGCAGUUUGGAAGACAAAGUUAUUAUUAGUCAGCCAAUGAAAUCACCUACUACUCAUAGUCCCAUUUUCGAGGAUGACCCCUUGUUCGCUGAUGAUGUCUUCGGGGGUGAUAGUAAAUCACUAUCGCCAGAUAUAGAAAAAGGAUAUUCUCAGGUCGGAACACCUAAGUAUUCAUGUGGUUCGAAUAAUUCAGAUACUUCGAUAGAUGAUCUUCUGUCUCAAACUAAUGCUGAUGAUACUGUACGCGCGAUGACUAAAUUGAGUACUGGUAGCUCGAGCACAUGCAAACGUUGUAGUCACAGCAGCCAUUCAGAAGAAGAAACAAGUUCUUUUGGCACUGAUCUGGAUGGAACCGUCAAAAUAGGCUUACCUCAGAAAAAAUGUACUCAUAGUUCGCAUUCGGAAGACACCUCUAUUUGUUUAAGCAUUUCUGAGUGGUCUACUGGUACAAAUACAGUUCGUCAGUAUGCUAAUCUUUCUGCAUCUGAAAGCAUUUCGGCCAUUUCAGUCCCGAAAAGCGACAAAUCCGAUAAUGCAGUUGUUAAAGUACAUUCUUCUUCCCUUGCAAGUAAGAUAUCGGAUCAAAAAGUCAAAAUUGGAUCACAAGCAGAUCAAGGUUCUAAAAGCAGUAGUUUAGAUAAAAGUACUGAAAAUAUUAAGUAUGAUAAACUAUGCAGUUCAGAAACUACUAUAUCUAGAAAAGGAAUUGAUAGUAGCUCUGGAACCAAAAGUGAUAGCACCUUAACACUAGCUCAGUCUAUUUCCGAUUGGUCCGCUAGCACAAGUCACACAUUAAUAGCUACUGCCCGAGAAGAUCAACAAGAAGUCGAAGAUACGAAAUCAGAUGAUACAAUAAAAAAAGAAGCUGUUUUGUCAUUAGAUGAUAAGCAAGAUACUGAAGAAAAUUAUUUAAAGAAAACAUCAAUAACCAAAGAACCUCCAAUUGUUAUGCCUGUGCUGCGAUUAACCGCAAAUUACGCUAGCAAAACUGACAAGUCUUCGUCAAUUAGCUAUAGUGAUAAAUCUGAUAAAUCAAGCUCCAGCUCUCUGAGCAGUCUCCAAAAAAAUCCUGAUUCUGUGCUUCGAUUCGAACAAAGAUUAAAAGGCAUAGCAAACGUUAAGGAGGAUAAUCAUGAAAGAUACCAAAAGGUUCCACCUAAAAGUUUGAGCUAUGAAGAGCAAACUUCCCGCUAUACGAAACCCACUUUACGUUGCCAAAGCGAGGACAGUGGGUUCAAAACAUUUUUUGUAGGACCUCAACCUGAGUUGGACAUCGAUAUACCGUCACAGUUAUACAGCCAAGAAGAAAAGCACAGUGAACGUUAUCAAAGCCAAGAAUUUUCCAACAUUAUUCGUGAAGAUAUAGGUAAUCAAUUUAUGCGCUCCGAUUAUAAACCUUUAGCCAAACAUGCCAGCUAUGACGAUAAAACAUUAUCAAAGAAUCAAAUAAAAGAAUAUAAAAUAUCUCAGCAAUAUCGCACCAAGCCUAAAAGUUGGUCUUUUCAUGAACAUUACUUAACUUCCUCCGAACUGCCUGUUAUUGCUGUACCAGAAAUACCAUCCGUGCAUCGGGAUUUAUACGAUAAAAAACCCGGAGAACGAUCUGGGAAAACCCCUUUGUCUCGGUGCUCGCCUUAUUAUUCUAGCAGCCUUAGUUCGGAGUCUCCUCCAAUACAGCCUAUUAAAGCCCCCGUCAAAAAAUCUUUGUUGGCACGGAAUAUAUCUCUCAAAAGUCCUCCUAGUGGUAACGAUACUGACAGCUCAUUGGACGUCAUUAGAGAUCCAAGAGAGCGAAUGAAAACAUUUAGAAGAAAAAAACAGGUUACGAGCACACGAAAAAGACAGGAAAAAAUUCAAGAUGUGUUAGAAGAAGAUUCUACCAAGAGCCAGUGUUCUUCUGAAAGUGACAAGCCACAAUGCACGAAAUAUUUGGCCGUAGAAGAAACACUACGUCGCAUGGAGAGUUCGGAAUGCUCCGAUAGUUAUAUUCCAGAAGUCGAAUCAGGGUCUUCUGAAAUGUCAAAAGCUGAUUCUAAAAACUAUGACAUUGCUGAGCCAGUAAGUUAUUCAGAAGAUGAUGAACAAGGAGAUUAUAGGCAGUAUAAAAAUUCGCCUUACGAUACACAACCGUUUCCCAUUAAUAUUACUCCAGUGCAGUUUCAAGGAUUUGGGUCUUCUGCUGAUGAAGACGAGAUGGGAUUUCCGCGGUUUGAUAGGUUGGGUCGUCUGAGACAUCCCUAUUUGGAUUCUCAAGAACCAUCGUAUGUGCCAGAAGAUAGUCCUCCCCGGCUAUCUUAUUCAAAUAAAAGCAGUCGUCAGUCGUCUUUAAAGAAAUCUAAAUCGUCUAGUGUGUUCAGACAAUCCGAUGAAAAAUCUCUUGGAGAAUCAUCUGGGCAGGUUCAAUCUCGAACGUCAUUUUUUGCAGAACAAAGCGACAGAGAAGAUUCGGACGAUUACGCUUACCCAGUGGAUACUAUUAAAAGAGCUCCAAAGAUAUCUAAAUCAAGCAGUUACCUUUUUGCACGUGGAGAUUCGAUGGUUUAUUCCGAUUCAGAGUUGCCUCAGGAUAAGGAUGAAUAUGAACGAUAUAGGGGUAGUCCUUAUCCUGAGCAAUACGAUGACAUGGGUAUGUAUCAAACCCAAGAUUGUUACCCGCAAUAUGAACAUGAGCUGCGUGAGGUUGGCGAAUCUGGCCAGGAACAUUACUCGAGAGAUCUGGAUCAACGGUUCAGUCUUAAUAACGUCGAAAGAUUUUAUUCUAGUCAUUACGUUGACUCUCAGGCAUCCAGUGACAGCCCUGAACAAAAAUUUGACGUUUCUACACUCCCUCCGCCUCUAUGUUCUGAAGAUGAAAACGAUUAAAAUGUAACAAAAUCCUUAGCUCUAAUUUGUCGGUUAUUCUAAUUCGUUGAUAUCAUUCAAUAUACGUGAAUGUUACUUAUUUACUCUGCGUUUUAAAGCGUUUUAAUGUAAUUAACACAAUUGUUAUAGAUAUUGAUAUAUAUAUACAUAUUAGAUAUAUAUAGUAGGGUAAUUAAUUAUAUUAUUUGUUAAACAGAAAAACUUUAUAAAAUUGUUAGGCCAUGUAUCGUUGCUCGCGUUGCGUCUUACCGUCCGGCUCACCGUAGUUGUCGUAACUAUGAUGUGGUUGAUAUCUUAACAGCUGUCUGUUUCUAGUCGCCUGAUGAUUGUUACUGAACUUUAUUUAAUUGUGCAAUAAUAUGAAAAAUAUAAAUAGUAGUGGUCGCGUGCAGCAGGACAAGUUUGAGUAGUUUGACCCUGCGUCCAACAUAUGUUAACCGGGCGGUAUGCCGCAUAGAGCAUAUGUACCCUAGACAGUAGUCCCAAUACCUAUAGACUAAUUUGAUAACACAAAUUAUUUUUUACCACACCAGCUUGUAAAGAUACUCUUUCAUAUUCAAAAACUGAUGACAAAGUUGCAUUUUAUCCACAAGAGAAGGACACAUUUUUAGUGGUUUGCUCAUGUUGGCUGAUAGAAUUAACUUUGAAAGAUAAAUAUUUAAUAACGUUGAUUUGGAUUUGAUUUGUAAUGUUUUAGAGCUAGUGUUUUCCUGGCAUUGGUGUGGUAAAAAAAAAUCCUGUGUUACAUUCGGAAGCAACGUUUGAGUAACCCUCGUGUCUUGAAACUCACGAAACACUAAAAAUUCCACUUAUCGAUCCACUAACCUACGCUCGUGGUUCAGUUUUGGAAUCUUUCGCUUGCUCAGGUGGCAAUAUUAGCAUGGUGGGUUACACAACAACUUUGCCCCCUUUGUAAAAACCUAAUCUUAUCUUUGUUUCUGUAUCUCUGAUAUUCUACACCAACUUCGCGUACAGUUUAGGCUGGGCUGUAUAAUUCCUUAAAUAGUGUUGUGCUACAAGCGACGCUAACUAUAAAACAUGUCUUAAAACUAUGUGAAUAGCAGCUCACGGAGCCAAUUUUCUAAUUUUGUUUGCUCGAUAUCAUCACUUGAAAAUAUAUGGAAACCGGCGAAAAGCUAUUUAUGAAAUACAAGCCAUAGAAAUUGGGAAACUAGUGGUAUUUAGAAUUUAAAUACCUAGUAGUGGAAAUAGUAUCGUACGAAAUACACGAAAUCGAGCGGUCGAAAUUAAAAAAUCGGCCCUUUGUGCAAUUAGUUUAACUACUAUGCUUUGAUGGAGGUUUUUACUUGUAAUUCCUUGAUCGAAAGCCACUAUAUUUCUAUCGGAGAUGAAGAAACAGAAAUUACGGUUUAUCAAACGAUGUGUAAUGUGCAGUCAGCGUCAAUAGUAGCGGAUGAAGCAACGCGCCAAAAGUAUCUGCCUCCCUCUAAUAUUUUUUCCCAAGUAAAAUUAAAUCUCUAUGGCCUCACUCAAUAUUAGUUGCUACAGAGGCAUGUCUCUUUUUCCUAAGCUAUUAGACGAUGAUAGAUACUCGUACUUUUGACGUGUAGUCUGAUCCGCUGCUUUCGAUGCUAACUCUACUACUUACCAGCGGAAUGGCAGAAUUUUAAAAUCGCGGAUGUGUACGUAAUUGGCUGCUAAUGCAAAUAAUUGUGUACGAAGUGAUUAUUGUUAACAAAACAAUUAUGACUUAAUUAGAACUUUUUAAAGUUUCUGAAGCCAAAGCUUUAUAAUACAGGACUGUAACAAAUUUACUAGUGCCAAAUUUUAUCUUGAUAUUUUUAGGAUUAAAAAAUAGUAACCUACAGCUGUAUAGGUAUGGGAAUCGGAUCAUGUCCAUGAACAGCGACCGUUUUUGUAAGAUCUAAGUAGCGAAUAUGAAAGUAGUCUUGUUAAACGGUUAAAAUGUCUCAUGGUCAUCGUCUUAAUGAUGGAGCAGUGACUAAUUUAAAAUGGCUGUGAUUUAAUUUACAAGAUUGAGUUAUAAAAAUAUAAUGUUCACUGCUCAAAACGAAAGAUUUAGCCAUUUUAUUUAGUGUUAUUAGUGUCUGUAUGGUUUGAUCUGGUAUAAGUUACUUUAAAGCAUAAAUAGGUUCUUAUCGAGGUUUUUUCAUACGAGUUAAAUAUGACAAGCCUGUAACGUAACCUUACAGCCAAUUUUAAGUAGGUAGGUGCUUACAAUUUAUUUUGCGUCAACAUACCCGUUUUUUUUCAACAUAUUAUUGUCUUGUCUGUUAGUUAAAGUUCUACUUACGUUUAUUAAUUUUUACUGUCUAAAUGUUGAAAAAAAAAUAGUCCUUUUUAAACGUUAUGUUAUUACCAUUAUUUACAUUAAUACUAGCACUACUAGUUAUUAAAUUGAAUAAUCUAUGCAGAAAUCCGGUUUGUCAUCAUAAUAUACAGUCAUCGAAAAUUCAUAAUGAAAUAAUUUCAGUGAUAGUCAUGCCAAGUUUGUACGGAAUUAAAAUUAAAUCGAAAAUAUUAUUUGCGGUUUUGUAUCGACGAUAUUAAUAGGCUAUUUUACUAAUGAGUGAAGUCAGCUAGAGUAAUGGCAAAUAUUCUAUAAUAUUUUUCAGAUAGGUACUACAUUUGCAUAUUUUUUUAAUAAUUUCUCAAAAGCGGUUCUAGCGAUUUCGAUGAAAUUUACAUUAUCCGGGCACAUGAAAACGACAAUCAUCAAACUAGGGUUCAUUUUUAAAAUACAUACCUAUGUAUAAUAAUGGUCGUGACGAUGAUACAAUGAUCGUUUACAUGAUAUAAAGUUUAAUUUCACGAAUUUUCGAAUGUUAGCCUACAAAAAAUAGCAGUAUGAUAGGUAUUUUUGCCGCUGCUGUACUUUUUUUAAUAUGUAAAGAGAAGAAUAUGUCUCCUCUCUCUCUCAGAAAUCAUUUAAUGCCAAUAAGAUGUUCGAUCUUGUUUGUUCGCGUAUAAGUAUUUCGUAAAACUGAUUUCACAUGACUGAUAUUAAACUUUUUAACUUAAUGUAUCGAUAGUAAACUAGCCUAUUCUACGUGAUACUAAAGGUUCACAGGAAUUUGAAAGUAUGUUAUUUAUGAGUUAUAAUUACAAUACAUGCUGAGAUGUCGCAAUUUUUUAUUUAUUUUGCCAUCGACUAGGUGACCAUUGUGCACUUUCAUUCAUUCAUCAUUCGGCAUUAUCGCACAAUAUAUAACGUUUAAAUUAGUCGUAAUAUUAAUUUAAGACGAGCACGAAAACGGUAACUAGGAUAAGUUUAAAAUAUUUAAAAAUAUCUCAUCUCAUCCCUCUAUACAAAAUGUUUAGAAUAAGUAGAUUGGUAGUUCUUAUCUCAUGUUUGAUCUUCCGGGUUAUUGCGAAAAUUGUUGCUUUCAUAUGUGCAUCAUUGACCUGCGGGACCUUUUCGGAGUGCCAAAUAACCUGCUUGAAGAAUGUGUUAGUAUAAUUUCUAUGACGAUCUGUGAGACCUGUAGUACGUAAAUUUCCUUCCGUACUUUUAAUAGAGCUCUCUUUUUGGCUUCAACGAUGUAUUUAUGCUUUACAAAAUUGCAUCCUGGUAUCAAAAUGUUAUCCUGUUAUCCCUGAUGAGGGAUAACAGGAUACCAUCAUUCGUUAUUGUAGCAAAUUUCGUAUACAUGGUCAUUUUUGAAUCGUUAGCCAUAUUGUGCGCGGUGAUUAGGUAGGUCAUACUGAACAACUUUUUUCUAUGAGGCCAACUCCGAAAUCCCAAAAAAGAAAUGUGGCCUUCCCAUAGAAAACGUCGUCAUCCACUCGACCAAAAUGUAUAAAAUGGCCAAAAAAAAUUUUGUGAUUUCGAAGUUGGUCCCAUAGAAAAAGUAGUUCAGUAUGGCCUACCUAAUAAUCACCUCGCACAAUAUGGCUAACGGUUCAAAAAUGACCCUGUAUAAGAACCCUCUUAAUCCUAAUUACCAAUACGAUGGUUGGGGGACAACGAGACUUAACAUUGGCCGGUAAGUCCGGUAACGUAUGACGUAACGUAUGAAGUUCGAAGUAUGAUAAUCUCUAGCCUCUAGCCCAUUCGGCGGUGACACGUGGCAUCCUUAAUUUGUUUUUCAUUGUCAUUGCAACUCCUAUGUGUUAUUUUCUAUGACUAUUUAAAAAAACUGAUAUUUUGCUCUAGGUAAAAUGUGUAUUGAUAAAAAAAUUACGCACACGGUUUAUGUAUGAAUCAGGUUCCCUUUUUGUGAAUUUGUAUAUGAAAGGCUAACAAUAAUAAAUGUGCUAUUUUAGAAGUUCAUCAAGGUAGGGUACUGUUGCGGUAGGUAGAAACUAUUAAUUAUAAUAAUAUAGUCAAAUUUACUAGUAUCUAACUGUACUUUCACAAGAUACUCAUCAUGUAAUUUCGCGUAUUGAUUACAAACAGACUACUAGAAAUGUGUUUAACAUUUGAGAAUUAGAAUUUAUCUACUUUACCCUUUUACUUUAAAUAUCUCUGUAAUCCUAACAAAGUGAGAGAGGUAGCUUAAUAAGAUACUUUGCCUAAAAUUAAAGGUUUAAUGACCUUGUAGUAUUUAAGAAACCCAAUAAGACUUUAGCACUCGGUGCGCGUGCAGGAGUCAGCUUAUCGGUUGCCUGAUCGGUAGGUUUCCAGAACCGUCGACUGAUAUUGUAACUGUGCCAUCAAGUAGAUGUAGCAAUCGAUGCAGCUGCAACCACUGGAGCUCACGGCCCAACAUACCUGCCUCUCUACGUCUACAUUUACUUUGGUCUGCAAGUACCAAGAACCUUUUGGCCGCCGGACCUAGUCCGCAAAGACGCUCACUCACACGCCAGAGCAAAUUUUAAGUAAACAACUAAUAAAAAGUUUAGGGAUUGCAAAUAGUGAUAUCGAUAUUUACAAUUUAUGGUAAAAAUCUUUUUAAUUUAGCUUUGUCCUUAUCCUGUUUUAAUUUAAUUCCAAAUUGCCAAAAUUAAACAUAUGUUUUACACCCGAAAAUGUUUAAAAUAUAGGGAUUUAACAUAAAAAACAACCACUAAACAAUGUCGAUUCAAGACGUGAUAUCGCCGCACUAGGCUGUACGAGAAGUCUUUUAUACAAGACAACGGCGCGCAUGGACUGCCCGCAGUGCAGAUCGACAAGGACUGUUUCCGCGCGGAUCAAGUAAUAAUAGUCUCUAGGUCAACGGCGUAAGCGCUUGUCGGUACGUAAACUUUAUUGGCGUAACGUUAAAGCUGCGCAUCAUGUGUCGAUAAAGUCAAUAUACCGGAACUGUUUUAGUGAAAAUUACACGUGGGUUGAAUUUUUAAUGAGUGAAGAUAUUAUUCCGGAAUUAGAAUCUAUAAUUAAAUUUCAGUUUGGUUUACAUUAAUAUAGGUAAACUCUUAUCAAAAAAACGUUCAACGACUUGUUAUAAAAAAAUUACACAUUAACUUCAAUGUUAUAACAAAAAACUAAAGUCUGAUAAACAGGUAUGUCCCUGUACCACUCUUGUGUAUCCCUUCCCACUAAGCUAUAAAAGAACAUCAAUUAUUUUUUUUAUUUAUCUCUUCUGCAAUUAAAUAGUCCACAAUCUACAAGGGCAAAUUUACUUGUCUGACUCUAGUUUAUAGAACUAAAGAAGCUGCCUGAACUUUAAAUAUAGUUAUGCCUAUCUGACUCUCGUUCUACGUAUUCUAGUACUCGUAAGUAGUUAUACCUACUACUCGUUGAAAAAAAUUGGCGAUUAACAAGUGUUCAAAUAUUUAGAUAAAAACAUAUUUCUGACUUUAUAUUUACUUUAAAAAUUCCCAUAUCGAGUUAACAUUCCUAUCCCUAGCUGUCUUUUAUACAAGACAACGGCGACGAGGAACAUGAAAAAUGUUGAAAAUUGGAGCAAUUUUUUUAAAUGCCUUAUUAUAAAAGAAGGGAUUUAUAUAGCGGCUUAAAAAGCAAAUAAAUGAAAAAACAAAGACCUUAAAUAUGAACACGAGUGUAAAUGAAAUUGCAAUUGUUAUUAUUUUCCCACUAACUCAGUGGUUGAAUUUGUGUCUUGUAUACAAGACGACGGCGCCAGCGUAUCGUUCUAUCGUUGUCUUCUAUACCGGACAACGGCGGUCAAAGGGUUAAACCCGACGACAGGAUGCAAAACUGAAUAAGCAUCCUAAAUCCUGUUGUACUACUCUAUCCAUUAGUAUAGUAUAAGUUUGCAAGUGACCAGUCCCCAGACGCUGAUAAUAUAAUUAAUUUAUAACGCCUAAGUCGAACCCCUUUGUAUGAAUUGUAUAAACAGUAAUACUUAUUAACAAAUGUUCUUAUUUUACAUGAGCUCUAGAGUGCAAGUCGGUGCUACCUACUGGUUCAUCCCCGCUUUAUAAAUUAUAACCGUGGGAUAAAAGAAAUGUAUGAGCAAACCGACCUAGAUUUUUAUGACAUGCCGUACUUAAGUCAUACAAUUAAGACGUAUUCAAAAACUUGAUGUUUUACAGUAAUGCUAUCCAUUAAUAGACAUUGCAAAACCACACAAUCGGCACCCAGUCUAUGAAAUAUCGAUGUCUGUGGCUUUGAUUUAAUUGUUCCUUAUUUCCAUUUUACCCAUUUACCAAUAAACCUAUAAAGCGCAUUAUCAUAAUACUGCCUAAUAAUGCUUUUGACUGAGCGUGCAUAUAAUAUGUUCUCACUACAUACUGUUUUCGCUGGUUAAUUAACUUUCCACUCACAAAAAAUCGAAAUGUAGAUCAACAUCCAAAUUACAAUUAUUUCAGUAAUCAUGUAACUGUGCCAAAAUUGUUAUGAACAUUUUCAGACUAUACAUAGCCGAUAUAAAUCUCUCUCGUUAGUCCAUAUGUACUUAAACAGGAAUUAUUUAUACCAGUGGGGAGACACUCCUGACUUCGGUCGAAAUCCGUUCGGCUCAGCAUUGCUCCGAGCAAUUAUUAGGGUUGGCACCACUUGACUUCCUUGUGCGUGCACGACCACAGAUAAGAUAAUCACUUGAAUUCUGACAACCCUAAAUAGCCGAAAUGGAUAGUGCUAUAUAUUAGAAAGGGAUAGCACGAUUCGACCCUGAAUCGCUGUCAAACUUCGGGUUUGUAGGAAAUGUCCUUUCUGUACGGUAGUACUAUUAUUUCUUCUGUGGUAAUACUUAAUACUUUUUUUUUACAUUUAAAUCAUUGACUGAAUAAAAACGCUACGAGCCCUUGUAUUUACAAUAGGUUUAUUCUACAGGUAGUACAGAUCUACAGAUAUCAUAAAAAGUAAAGUUAAACGUAGGUUGUACCUACUUAUUGUAAUAUAGCUAGAAAUACACAGACAUUUGUAUAUCCAAAAAUUGAAAUAGAGUCCGUCUAAGCUAACUUUGUAUCGACUUCAACGGGACCAAAGUGUGGGAGUUUCAUUGUAAACAUCAUAUUUUCAUAGAAAUAUGUCAUUAAUGAUGACUUAGUCACACACUUUGUCAACGCAAAUGCCAUGCAGAGUUAGCUUGGUCCGACUGUCUCUGUAGGGCGUGCAAAUAAAUACAUACCAUUCAAGUAGGUAUAUAGAAUAUAUUUGUGGGUGGAAGGAACAGGUUAAGUUCACUUAGUCAUUAAGUCAUUCUGCAGAAACACCAAAUAUAGUACUUAAAUUCUUAAGUUAAAGCCGGAAAGAAAACGACAUGUGAACCAUGUCGUUUUUCGGUAUUCGCAAUCUAAAAAAGCUGUAUGGUUGUCAAUUAAGAAAAGUGAAAAUAGGGUACCUCUCUGAAAUUUUAAAGUUCAUGGACGCGCCCCUUAAACUUAUUUAUAAAUUGUUUAAUGAGUAGGUAGCGUUCUUUUCGUAGUUGCUACGCCACUUGUCACCCAAUAAUUUAGCCAUAGGUAUGGUGAGUCAACAACAAACUAAUGUCGCUGCACCCGCAUUCUUGCGGCUUCAGAACCGCAACAGAUACGCGCACGCACUUGCAUGACUGAAACCGCAAGAAAUUAGACUGAAACUGCGAUUAAUUUUCCACAAAAAUCAAUCGAAGUGCGUUUUAAGCCUUACAAGCAUUUCGCACGAAGUGACGCGUAAAAGUAAUGUUUUUUUAUUAGCCAAUAAGAGCGUCCCACGGCUGGGCAAAGUCGUCACUUCUUUCCCACCAUUUGGACCUUACCAAUGUUCACUCCCGCCGCUCUUUCAAAAGUCCUAAAAAUAUUUGACUUAAAUGGAUCGCUGUAAUACUGCCGCACUAUGCAUAAGAACACCACAAUCCAUUACAUUACAUUUUACAAAACCAUUUUAGAUUUGGAAUUUAUUGCACGACACUAAGUUUUCGAAUGUUACUCAAUACCCGUAUUGUUGUUUUGCGUAGUGGGGAAUUAUAACAACAACAUCUGUAUCAAUUAUUUUAUGUCCCAUUAUAGUCCUUUACUAUUUACUAUCUAAUUAUUUUAAAUUAAAAACGUGUUACAUCUUUCUAUAAGAAUUAAAACUCGUUAAUACUACGUUUGCACGUGGGGGCUUAUAUGUUAUAUGGUAUUACACAAUAUAUUAUGAUUUUGGUUAUUAGUUUAUUACCUUGCCUCGACACAGGGCACUUCAGACAGGUCCGUAAUCUUGUACUUAAUAUGUUAAACUUGCCGCGUGCUGUGUUCAUUCUCGUCAUCCGUCUUACACUCGUACAUUUUGUUUGUGCAUCUCGUCUCGAAACAGCCAAACUAAAAUUUAACUCGAUAACAGCCAAACUAGUUUCAUAAUGUCAUAGUGUUCAAUUAUAUGUACCUAAUGUAAUAGUGUCGUGUAUGCACGAAGCAAUUAUAGGUCGGUAGUGGUAAGGAAGGGGUCGUCGGCCACACUGUUAGUGCAAUAAAAGUAUUGGUAUUAUUAUUAAUAAUAGUUAGAUUUUAAGCCUUUUGACUUUUCGAUUGAAUGUGUACAAUCCGAAUAGACUGUAAUAUUUCCAAUUCAUCAAAUUAUGACUUGUUUAACCUUCGCGUAAUUUUGGAUAUUGUUUGGAAAUACUAGAAUGUUACUCUUUUAUGAAUUUAUUAUUAUGUAUACAUAUAUAUCAUGGUCUACAUGUAUUUACAUCGAUGUAAGUGUGUGGCAACCCUGCAAUACAAGACUCCUCUUUUAAAAGCGGAGCGUAGUUAAAAAAUAAACUAAUUAAACUUACAA
Molecule: messenger RNA, 22502 nt
Organism: Cydia fagiglandana
Lineage: Eukaryota; Metazoa; Arthropoda; Insecta; Lepidoptera; Tortricidae
Gene: Cdep
Product: FERM, ARHGEF and pleckstrin domain-containing protein 1
Exons: 15
Coding region: 476-13429 (4317 amino acids)
Cellular component (GO): cytoskeleton
Molecular function (GO): guanyl-nucleotide exchange factor activity; cytoskeletal protein binding
Source: RefSeq, a predicted model, not a curated record